UCCGUGGAAAUGAUGCUAUAGAAACUAAUCCUUUAGAAGAAAGUGUGUAUGAUAUUCCAUCAAGUUCUAGAAUGAUUAUUGACAAUGAUACAGAAGAUAACAUUACUGUAUAUUCAGAUGAUACUAUGUGCGAUCAUGAAA
This is a messenger RNA of Racocetra persica, 141 nucleotides long. The record is from the annotation of a GenBank genome assembly. Lineage: Eukaryota; Fungi; Glomeromycota; Glomeromycetes; Diversisporales; Gigasporaceae.